Molecule: messenger RNA, 1609 nt
Organism: Menidia menidia (Atlantic silverside)
Lineage: Eukaryota; Metazoa; Chordata; Actinopteri; Atheriniformes; Atherinopsidae
Source: the annotation of a GenBank genome assembly
GCCUGUUUGCUGAAUCCUCUUGGCUCUCUCCCCCUGUGCCCGAACACAGUGCUCGCUGGCAGCCUGGCGGACGGGCAGGGCAGCGUGUGCCAACACAGCUGCCUAUUGAGAGGCAGGGUUACCGACACAAUCCCCACCAAACACCAAGUGGUAUCGAAAAAGAGGGACGCUACCACUUCCUUGCAGGCAUACCCAGUGGAGGAGCAGUGGAUCAGGAGGAUGUCGGAGCAGCAGAGCGCCUCCGAGCAGCUGGCUGCUGGGAAGAGCCAGGGUGGAGCUGGAGCCACGUAUAAGGUGGUGCUGUUUGAGUUUGAGAACUUCCGGGGCUGCAAAGCCGAGUUUUCUGCAGAGUGUAAAGAUGUGACGGAGAAGGAGCUGGAGAAGGUCGGCUCCGUGAUUGUUGAGUCAGGACCCUGGGUGGGGUACGAUCGUCAGGGCUUUACAGGGGAGCAGUUUAUUCUGGAAAAGGGCGAGUAUCCACGCUGGGACACAUGGACCAACAGUCAGAGCAGCUACUCCCUCUUCUCUCUAAGGCCACUUAACGUGGAUGGUACUGAACACAAGCUACACCUGUACGAGAACCCCGGGUUCACCGGCAGAAAGAUGGAGAUAGUCGAUGACGACGUGCCGAGUUUGUGGAGCCACGGCUUUCAGGAUCGUGUAGCAAGUGUCAAGGCCCUCAACGGAGUUCGGUCCGACGUGUGCGGGACAUGCAGUGGCACAAGAGGGGCUGUUUCAUCAUUCCCGAGCCCGCUCCGGCUCCCGGCCCCGGCCCAGAGCCCGAUCCUUCUCCAGAACCUCCAGCACCUCCGGCUACAGCUGGAACAAGCUGAGCAGGAUCUCCCCCCCCCCACCCCUGCCCACAACCACCAGAACCCUGGAUCCAAGCAGCAGCAGCAGCCAGGCACCAGUGCAUUUAAGCUGGUUAUCUAUGAGCAGGAAAACUUCCAGGGAAGCUGUCACGAGCUGACUGGUCCCUGUAACAACCUCCAGGAAGCAGGCGUGGAGAAAGUGGGCUCCAUACUGGUGCUGUGUGGACCAUGGGUGGGAUACGAGCAGAACAACUGUAAGGGGGAGCAGUAUGUGUUUGAGAAGGGGGAGUAUCCUCGCUGGGAUUCCUGGACCAACAGCAGGCGCAGCGACACCAUUGCUGCCUUCCGCCCAAUUAAAGUGGACAGCCAGGAGCACAAGAUUGUCCUUUACGAAAACCCCAGCUUUGCGGGGAAGAAGAUAGAAAUCAUAGAUGAUGACGUCCCCAGCUUUCACGCACAUGGCUACCAGGAGAAGGUCUCCUCUGUUCGGGUCCAGAGUGGCACUUGGGUGGGCUAUCAGUAUCCAGGAUACAGAGGCUUUCAGUACCUGUUUGAAAAGGGGGAGUAUAAGGACAGCAACGAGUUUGGAGCCCAGAUUCCUCAGAUCCAGUCAGUUCGGCGCAUCAGAGACAUGCAGUGGCAUCAGAGGGGCGCUUUCCCCCCCAACAACUAAUCUUUUGACUCUUUGCUGUCAUGAAACCUGACCUCUGCAAUCCCUUCUAGCAGUAACCCCUUGUCCUCCAUUUCCAUCCCACAGCAUUUGGAUGUCUAUUGCAGCUGUUGCAGUAGUGACAUUC